Molecule: messenger RNA, 1050 nt
Organism: Tuber melanosporum (Perigord truffle)
Lineage: Eukaryota; Fungi; Ascomycota; Pezizomycetes; Pezizales; Tuberaceae
Exons: 2
Coding region: 1-198 (65 amino acids)
Source: RefSeq, a predicted model, not a curated record
AUGUCGAGAAUUAAGAUACCGGGUAAAAUGUUUCGAGGUGGGUUAGUGACCACCAAUAAGCAAUGGAAAUAUAAAAUGCUUGGAGAAAACGGCGAGUGGGAAAAAGCAACCAUGAACGCGGUUCAGGAACGCAGGGUUUGCGAGAAGUCCGGUAUUUCGAACGGAUGUCGAGAUGACAUGGUACUUCUGACACUGUAGCUGCUACAGUCUUCAUCGUACUCGUGACGAACAGGGGUAGCUGGUGGGCAAAAAAGGCACAAGUAAUCGUUAAGGUUAGGGUUGCAAAGAAUUACUAGUAAUUGAUCCCUGUUCGUCACCAGUACGGUGAAGACUGUAUGUGAUAUUAAGGGAAUAUCAUACCGUAGCUGAAAUGCUGCCGAGGCACAAAAUUCUCAGAUGGGUCGACGAUAGGUAGUGAAGCAAUAUGUGCUUCAUUGCUAUAUAAAAACUGGAUAUUGCGACCGAGCGGCGCCUGAAUUUGCCGACUAGUAGUUCCUCCUGGGAAACACCUAGAGCUAUGUGUUAAGUUACCGCGCAUUGCAUCAAGGAGCGCACUCCAAAACCCAUUACUGGGAGCUAGAAUACUAACAGAUCUUUCUAGAAGAAAAUGGUAUUGGUCCCAAGACAUGAAGAAUGCCGCAUACCGUAUGUCAUCUCAAGAAAGUUGUCGAACUGCGCGCUCGAUCGACCUGGCAUCCUACAAACCACCAGCAACUCGAAAUCUGCUUCUUGAGACGAAGCGCAAAUACCACAAACAUCUCGGGUGCUUCGACGCCCACCCCUCAGUGAUUAUCAGCAGGUGACCGACCCCCGGAUAUAAGGCAGCAGCCCCCCAGAUCACCGGUGCCUUCUCACACGCGAUUGUGUGGGGGAGCACAAGGACCAACCCCGCAAUCAACUUUACUAGAUACCAUCGACUAGCCCACCGUUCUAUUCACCACAAUCCCACCAAAAGAAACCGGUUCGGUAUGAGCCUCCAAAACUGAGGAUCACACUCAAUCACUCGAAGAGCAUUGAGCAAUGAGCAUCCCACUUAGUGCCACCCCGGAA